GCAAGGAUACAAGCAAUGACUUGCAAAGCUUAAACUCAAAGGGGGGAGGAAUCAUUGAAAGCAAUUUUAGGUCCUUGGACAACAAUUGAACUCUCCGUUUAUCUUCCAGUCAUUCUCUGCGCGUCCUCAACACCAGUAGUGUCUGGUUUCAGCUCAGGAGGUGAACUAUGAAGGUACUGCUGAUUUUGAUGAGCCUGGGAUGUCUCGCGCAUUGUGCUCGAAUCCUCGCAGUGUUGCCAAUCCCUAGUAAGAGCCAUAGUAUCCUGCAGUACGCCAUAUUUCGUCUGUUGGCUCAGAGAGGGCACGAGGUAGUAGUAUACAGUGCCUAUCCUCCCCCGUACAGUGUAGCCAACCUCACGUACAUCGAUUUACCUACCAGUAUCGCAGAAUUAGCGAGUUCAUGGACGUUUGAACAGUUCCAAGAGAUAAUGGACAAAUCAAAAUUUUAUGGAUUUUCAAUGAAGACCUUUUAUGAAAUGACAACAUUGGCUAGCAAAGAAGUCCUUGAAAAUGAAAACAUAAAGGAGCUGCUAAAAUCAGACCAGCGGUUUGACCUAAUUUUCCUUGAAAUUGUGGGUCAAGAAUCUCUCUCAGUGCUGAGCCACAAGUUUAAUGCUCCUAUCAUAAAUUUCCAAGGAUUUGUUACCUGGAGUCUUGUAGAUUGGAUUGCCGGAAACUCCUUAUCCAUUUCACACAUCCCAGAAGUAGUUUCCUUUCCAUUCACGAACAACAUGUCAUUUAAGGAAAGACUACAGAACUUCUUGUCUACAGUUCUUACUUUUAUAUACUAUCACUUUGAACACCUUCCUAAUCACCAAAGGUUAGUUGAACAAUAUUAUAAAGAUCCCACAAUGCCCGAUGUCUCAGAAAUGCUGAAUGAAAUCUCUAUAACUCUUAUAAAUUCACAUAAAACCCUAGAAUAUCCCAGACCGUACACUCCCAAUAUGAUACCCAUUGGGGGAGCCCAUAUGUCUUCUCACAUGACUCCUCUACCUCAGGACAUAAAAUCAUUUAUUGACAAUGCUAAAGAAGGAGUAAUUUUCUUCAGUUUGGGUACAUUUGUACCUGCUCAUGUUAUGCCAAGUAAAUAUUUUCAAGCAUUCGUCAAUGCAUUUAAGAGAUUGCCUCAGAAGAUCCUGUGGAAAAUUGAACUUGACAAUAUACCUGGACUUCCUGUAAAUGUGAAGCUCACGAAAUGGGUGCCUCAGCCAACAGUGUUGGGUCAUCCUAACUGUGUUCUCUUCCUGACUCAUGGAGGACUGUUCAGCCAACACGAGGCAUUCUAUGCAGGAGUUCCAGUCGUUGGCAUACCAUUCUUUAGUGAACAAAGAUUCAACAUGAAGUUCUACGAAAGUCUUGGUGUCGGAGUCAAGUUGGAACUCAACGAAGUGACGGAGGAAACUGUAUACAAUGCAAUAACAACAAUAAUAAAAGACCAAAGGUACAAGGAGAACGCCAAGAGAGUGUCCAGGAUAGUGAGAGACCAGCCGAUGUCUCCAGCUGACACGGUCGUGUACUGGGUAGAGUACGUGUUGAGACAUGCUGGAGCUCCUCAUCUCAAGCCUGCCUCGGCUUAUCUUAAGUGGUACAAACUGUUACUAGUAGAUGUUGUUAUAACUCUGUUUGCCAUUGUGUUACUUAUCAUAUUUUUCUCAUAUUUCAUUAUCAGGAGAGUUUUAAGUCUUUGUUUUAGCAAUACUAGACAUGUUUCUAGUACAAAGAAAAGAAACUAAUUUUUCUAUGA
This is a messenger RNA of Homalodisca vitripennis (glassy-winged sharpshooter), 1744 nucleotides long. Its product is annotated as UDP-glycosyltransferase UGT5-like. Gene Ontology annotation, molecular function: UDP-glycosyltransferase activity. The record is from RefSeq and is a predicted model, not a curated record. The transcript has 7 exons. Bases 168 to 1733 code for a protein of 521 amino acids. NCBI's taxonomy places the organism in Eukaryota, Metazoa, Arthropoda, Insecta, Hemiptera, Cicadellidae.